CGUGGAUAUGAUUGAGGCCAUGGCGAAAGUCUUGGCUGGAUUGGCCACUUCGGGUGGGACAGGCAAGGAGCAAGACGUGUUAGACGCAGUUUCGCAGCGAAAGAAAAGCUCCCUUAUGACCGAAAACGAGGACAACAGCGACGACUGCUGUACACAACCUGACAAAUCCGGUGGUCGAGUAGGCGAGACAGCCAUCGACACAGCAGCGCCCAACCCCGCCGCAGCUCCGGAGACUCCGCAUGACGUAUCCCCAGUACGCGACGAUACAGCCGGCCCCGUCAGCACAGAGGCCGCGUCUGCGGCUGCAGCUGCCAGUACACCCAUCCUCCUUGCGCCUGCCACCAGCGCUGCUCCUGUCGCCACCACGCCAUCGCUGGCCGAGAUGGCUGCACGCGCCUCAGCUGCGGCCCUUGCAGCCUCCCUGAGCAACCUGCGCUUCGAGCCAGCGCUCAAGACAAAUGCGACAAAAAUAACCCCGACUCCAGCGCUCCAACUCCCAGAGACCACCCAAGAUACGCAUCCGACGGGUUCUAUGGAGGAUGAGGACCAACCGGCUUCGCACUCCGCCUCUGAGCAGCAGUCCCCGUCGACGAGCAGCCGGAUGGGCGUUGGUCUUCAAGCGGAUGGCACCUUCCCUGGGGCCCUACAGCUGCACAGAGCAGACCACGGCGCCCUGCAGCCUCUAGACGGCCAGGGCGCCAUGACGCUACCGGUUCCCAACGCCAGGCUGGCUGCAACCGUUCCGCCAGAGAUAGACCACGACGCAAGCAUGGAGGAGGUUGGCUGCAUGGGCGGCGACGCCAGCGGCAGGACGGCUCCAGGGGCUAACGCUGAGGACGUUCCACGGACGCCGUUGACUUACAAGACGUGCGCCUCAGGCCGUGCCGCUACGCACGCAGCCGCCCAAGUGGAGGGCGGUGAACCACGCCAAGCCGAGUCGAUGGCGGAAACCGAAGACGACCAGGGUGGCAGCAGCAGCUCAGAAACUGCCGCAGAUACAACUCCACCUCCAAAGCCUCACGCAGCAGAGCUGUCGGAACCGUGCAGCGCAGCAGGAGCAGUGGCCGUUCCCAUUGGGCUGGUACCGCCGCCUGCUACGAUAUCCAAGCCCAUCGCCGUACUCGUAACAGA
Molecule: messenger RNA, 1131 nt
Organism: Astrephomene gubernaculifera
Lineage: Eukaryota; Viridiplantae; Chlorophyta; Chlorophyceae; Chlamydomonadales; Astrephomenaceae
Source: the annotation of a GenBank genome assembly